Molecule: messenger RNA, 1920 nt
Organism: Oryzias melastigma (Indian medaka)
Lineage: Eukaryota; Metazoa; Chordata; Actinopteri; Beloniformes; Adrianichthyidae
Exons: 11
Coding region: 279-1286 (335 amino acids)
Molecular function (GO): zinc ion binding
Source: RefSeq, a predicted model, not a curated record
ACAUAGCUUAUUAGGUUUUCUUAAGUCAGAUUUAUUAGAUUAAAUGACAUUUAUAGAAAAUCUUUAGCAUUAAUAAGGCUAAAAACCUGCAGCCCCACACUGAUGCAUUAAAAAAGGAAGUAAAAAUGGAGCACAAACAGGUUUUUUAAAUAGCCACACCACCAAGCGUCAGGUUUCACGCACGUCAUGCAAGCUGACAAGACACCGGAAGAAAUGAAACUGAAAUGAAACUGCUCUCUGAUGAGGAAGUGCAAGACUGACUCUGGCUUCUGAGCGCAAUGAAUGACAAGUGUUUUGAGUGGCAGAUGCUGGUUGAAAAUCAGUGGCUGCGAAUCGACAGCGACCAUGUCAUCGAGACUCACUACUGCCAGCCUGGAGCCAAGGGAAUGGCCAUCAACACGACCGUGGGACAGAUAUUCAUAGAUUUUGACACUUUGGAGACAUCUCAAGAAAGUGUACGAGUUCAGAGACUCAGCCUCCUGCCUCCUGACCAACCAGAAGAUGUAGGCUGGUACUUCAGAGAUGACCGCCUGUGGUGUGAAUAUGGAUCCAAUGGCUCCGGCACGUUGAACUCAUCCGUCAGCAGUAAAGACAUUGAGCGUCACUUCAUGUUGAACCCUCAGGGGAACCUCGGGUUCUCAGUGGGCUCUAUAGGCUACUCAAUAGAUUUUUCCACCAUGACCCAAACAAACCUCACCACAGGCUUGCAAAGGAACAUUAGAAGGCGUCCAAAAUUCCCCUCCAACCUUGCAGGACUUUACUCCACCACAGUCCUUCCUGGGCCAUCACAGCAGUCUGUGGCAGGUUGUAAGUGGGAGUUUAUGGGAGAUCGGGGGCAGUGGACAGAAUACCAGACACCUGUCUGCUCGUGUGACAGCUCCACUAUUGAACAACAAUACAAGCAGAACCCUCAGGGCCAGCUUCCCUUUACCACACACAAGUACUCGUACACACUGGAUUUUUCAAGAAUGUGUCAAAUAAACAAUGUCUUUGGGACGACGAGAGCAGUGAGGAGGACUGCUGGUUCUGGCGUUCAACCAGACAUCAGUUCAGGCACAAGUCUGCAGUGGCAGUUUCAAGACAACUGGAGAAUAUGGACAGAUUUCUCUCAGGGAAACCAGUGCAGCGUUUCCAGUCAGGACAUUGAACUCCAGUACCAGCAGAACCCGUCCGGCACUUUGAUUUUCUACACCAGGGACUUCAGCUAUGAGCUGAACUUUUCAGCCAUGAAUCAAAGGAACUUGUCCACAAACACAGUCAGAGCGGUGAGAAGAAUUCAGCAGUGAACGUGAGGAUGGACUUCCUGUUUCAACAAUCACAUUUAGAGCUCAGUUACUUUAACAACUGACAGUAAAGCAUUGUGUUAUUGAUUUUUCUGCACUUUAUUGUUCAGUUUUAUACUUUAAAAAUAAUUAUUUUGGGAAUAGAUGGAACAGUUCUCUAAAAGUAUAUAUUUUUUUUACUGUUUUGCUGCCUAAAAUGCUAAUAUAUUUCUAAAACAAAAUGUAAAAUAUUUUAGUAAUUAGUCUAUUUAACUACAUGAAUAAAUGUAUAGCAAAUGUCAAGACUUUUCUACCCCUUCAAAAUAAAAGUUCCAUUUAGAUGUGAUAAAUUUAACAAAUAAAGACAAUUUUCUCUGGAAUAUUUGUGUACUUUUUAUAUAUAUAUAUGUACAGAUCUUCAGUGAACCACCUUAGAAACCAGAAUCUUCACACAUAAAACAAAGCUCACACUUCACAAACAUGACAGUAGUAUACAAACGUUCCAGUAGAAGAAUAGGAUUUAGUUCUCAGCUUUGAGGUCAAAAUAUGCGAUGAAAUCGAAAAAGGCGCCAAUCUAAAAAUCCUCCACAGAACGAGACGAUUCUAGUCAUGAAUGGACAGAAAUUCAAGCGGACUAAAAUAAAAAAUAAAAAAUAAA